ACAAUAUGCAAGUUUUGAAAAGAGAAAAAAUGGCAAGGCCAACAAGAUGGAGUCCAACACCAGAACAACUUAUGUUCUUAGAAGAAAUGUAUAGAAAAGGCUUAAGAAAUCCAAAUGCUACACAAAUACAAAGUAUUACUUGUCAUUUGUCUUCAUUUGGGAAAAUUGAAGGGAAAAAUGUGUUUUAUUGGUUUCAAAACCAUAAAGCUAGGGAUAGACAAAAACUUAAGAAAAAACUUCUUGCACAAAUGAAUCAACAACAAAUAUUAGUUCAAUAUCCUAUUGAUGCUCAUAGUACAACUACUACUAGCAACUCCAAUAAUAAUAAUACCCUCUUUCAUUGUCCUUCUACUGAUCACUACCAAAUAUGUCCUGGUGGCCUUCUUCAAGAGGGUGGAAUCAAAGAAGCAUCAUCUCAAGUAAUGACUUAUGUAUAUCCAAUGGAUCUCUCAAGAUCAACUGAUCAAAAUGUGGAAAAUUGCAUGAUAAGACCCUAUGGGAAAGAUUGGAUCGUGAUGAUGAACAUUACUCCGAAUAAUUUACCAUAUUGUGUCGAUCGACCCCUCAAAACCCUACCACUUUUUCCCAUAACAACAACCGAUGACCUCAAAGACCAAACAACAUCUUCCACAAGUUUAAGUCUCUGA
This is a messenger RNA of Solanum verrucosum, 647 nucleotides long. RefSeq names its product WUSCHEL-related homeobox 3-like. Gene Ontology annotation, molecular function: DNA binding; DNA-binding transcription factor activity. The transcript has 2 exons. Gene Ontology annotation, biological process: plant organ development. The coding region runs from base 6 to 647 and encodes 213 amino acids. Lineage: Eukaryota; Viridiplantae; Streptophyta; Magnoliopsida; Solanales; Solanaceae. The record is from RefSeq and is a predicted model, not a curated record.